AUGAUAAACAUUGCUGAAGACGCGAGCAACCGAGAAUUCAAAAAGCAAAUCCCAAUAACUAUGUCUAAAAAAUCAAACAGUAAGAAUCAAGAAUUCUUGUAUUACGAUAAAAAGCACGAUAAUUCGAUAUCAAAAAAACGGUCGGAUCGUAAAAUUAAUGUGAUCGAAACCAAGCCGAAUAUUAUAAAACGUGUAACCGAUUCUCCAAAAAAGGGAAAGAAGAAUCCAACCUCGUUGGACAUUUUAACCGAUUUUUUGGAAAGCACAUCCGUACACGGUUUGCAAUAUUUCGGUAAAACGGAUAUAGAAGUCGGAACGUUUGGAAAGAUCUUAUGGAGUGUCACCAUAUUCAGUUGUUUCAUUGGUUUGAGCUUAAUGGUAAUGCAAUUUCUACGUCGUUAUAAUGAAAAUCCGACCAACAUGUAUAUAUUGACUUUCGAUGAACCGAUAUUCAAAGCUCCUUUUCCUGCUGUAACCAUCUGUCCGACUAUGCCAAUUCCUAUGCAAAAACGUCUGGCCAUUUUGGAAAACGCGAUAUUGCCUAAGAACGUGAGCAGAGAAUUUGCGUUAAACAUAUUGAAAUACGGCCACCUUAUAACUCAUUCGUACACGAGCAAGGAGUUCGAGGAAAUGGAUAAAUUAAAAGCGUUUUUGGAUGCCAAUAAAUGGAAAGUGGUAGAAUUCGUGAAAAUUUUGAUAAAUUGCGAGGAUAUCUUCGAGUUAUGUCAAUGGAAUACGGAACGAAUAGAUUGUGCUAAAUCGAUAAAGACCUCGUAUAGUUCUUAUGGAUUGUGUUGCUCGUUUAAUUAUCUUCUCGAAGGUUAUAUGAGGCCUCAAAAAGGUCAAGCAAGACCAAAACCUUUAGGAUCCGCUGAUUUUGGCUCAGAGAGCGGGUUGAAACUUGUGAUCAAUAAAGAAUUUCAACAACAGAGCGACGAGAAAGACUCGUACAAUUCUAUGAAUUUUUCCAUGAAUAAUAAUGGUAUAAUGGUAGUUAUACAUGACAGAAUGGAUUUUCCAGGAUUGAGUAGUAAUAUGUACAUGUUACAAGCGAACCAUGAAUUAAAGAUUGCUAUUAAACCGGAAUUAAUUCAGAAACCAAAAGGACUCCAACAUCGUAACAAAGAGAACCAGUUAGUUCCUUUAUGCAUCGCGGAAGAUCAAAAUACUUUGGAAUACUUCUCCAUCUAUGGAUAUUCGAAUUGUUAUGCGAAUUGUAGGGUAAAGGCCAUGCUUCGGUAUUGUGGAUGCUUACCAUUUAUUUACAGCAACGUAGCUGAAUACAAUAAGAUCAAACAUUGCGAGUUGGAUCGUCUGCAGUGUAUUCAAAGAAACGCGAAAAAAAUAAGAAUCGUGAAAAAUAUCCAAAGCAAAAAUAUUUCUUGUUCCUGUAGGACGCCGUGCACUUAUAUGAACUACGAAGGAUUUCCUAACUCGAUAUUUCUAAUGAAAACCAGUUCCACUAGAAAUGUGUCACAAAAAUCUACUAUUCUUAACGUUUACAUGAAUUCACAAACUUAUCAAGUUUCAAUAACCUUAUCAGCUGCUAACGAAACUUAUCUUUUGGCAUCAGUCGGUGGAAUUUUUAGUUUGUUCCUUGGAUGUAGCUUUUUAAGCGUCGCAGAAAUCGUUUAUUUCGUAUACUUAUUUUUUCGUGCAAGUUUGAAAUCGAAUCAGAAGAGUCGAAAUCCAAAUACAUCAUAAAUAUUGACUAUUGUAAACAGUAAUCGACAUGUUUAUUUAAACACUCAAUAAAUAACACUAGUAGAUUAUA
Messenger RNA from Apis cerana (Asiatic honeybee), 1774 nucleotides. RefSeq names its product sodium channel protein Nach. Gene Ontology annotation, cellular component: plasma membrane. Lineage: Eukaryota; Metazoa; Arthropoda; Insecta; Hymenoptera; Apidae. Gene Ontology annotation, biological process: sodium ion transmembrane transport. Gene Ontology annotation, molecular function: ligand-gated sodium channel activity. The record is from RefSeq and is a predicted model, not a curated record.